Messenger RNA from Paraglomus brasilianum, 582 nucleotides. Lineage: Eukaryota; Fungi; Glomeromycota; Glomeromycetes; Paraglomerales; Paraglomeraceae. The record is from the annotation of a GenBank genome assembly.
AUGGCACCCAAAAAAGUUUUGGUAUUCCUCGCAGACGGCAGUGAGGAAAUAGAAGCUACUGUAUCUAUUGAUAUAUUGCGUCGUGCACGAUUGGAUGUAACCGUUGCUGGAGUCGCAUUGAAAAACCCCGGCGCUUUUGCUGAAUGUAGUCGUGGCGUGAAUAUUGUUCCCGACACUGCUUACGAGAAUCUUGGUACUCCAUUGGAAGCAUUCGAUGCGGUUAUCAUUCCUGGCGGAUUGAUUGGUGCCAAAACACUCGCCGAAAAUGCUGAAGUGAAGAAGGCUUUGGUUACUGCUCACAAUAACGGACACUUUGUGGCAGCCAUUUGCGCUGGUCCGAUUGCAAUAAAAUCAGCCGGUAUCAACAAAGGAGGUAAACUGACGUCCCACCCAUGUGUAAAGGAAGAACUUGAAAAAGAAUACGAAUAUCAAGAAGAGAGGGUCGUCGUUGAUAAUAAAGUUAUUUCGAGUCGAGGACCAGGAACAGCCUUCCUCUUUGCCCUCACAAUCAUCGAACAGCUGUUGGGCGAAGAGGUACGCGAGGAAGUAUCAAAACCGCUGAUGCUUGCGCCCACCCUGUAA